Microthlaspi erraticum is the source of this 2244-nucleotide messenger RNA. The record is from the annotation of a GenBank genome assembly. Lineage: Eukaryota; Viridiplantae; Streptophyta; Magnoliopsida; Brassicales; Brassicaceae.
AUGUCGGAGCCGUCUUCUUCUGCGUUUACUUCGUUGCCAGAUGAUGUUGUUCUGAAUUGCUUGGCACGCGUAUCGAGAUCGGACCACGCUUCGUUAUCUCUCGUCUCCAAGUCGCACCGCUCUCUGCUGCGUUCCCCUGAGCUCUACGGCGUCCGAUCCCGAAUGGGUCUCACCGAAAAGUGCAUCUUUCUGUGUCUAAGCAUCCCUUCAGAUCCGUUUGCGAGGUGGUUCGUCUUCAACCCGAAAGCCGUAAAUAAUCCGGGUAGGCUGGUCCCAAUCCGGCCACACUUGAGUCAGCGGCGGGAAGUAUCCGCCGCCGUGGUGGCCCAUGGUUGCGGGAUCUACAUCAUCGGUGGGAUGAUUGGCGGGAGGAGAUCGUCCAAGGUCUUUUUCCUGGAUGGUCGAACUCACACGUGGACCAAUCUCCCUUCCAUGAGGCAAGCUCGAGCUGAUGCGUCGGCGGCCGAGGUGGACGGGAAGAUAUACGUGUUGGGCGGGUGCGAGGAUGAGAAUUCCCGUGAAUACGGUGAGGUUUUCGAUCCGAAGACGCAGACUUGGGACGUCCUGCCAGUGCCGCCGUAUGAGGAUUGUGUACGACAUACCUUUAUGUGCGAAAGCGCGGUGGUGAUCAAGGAGGAGGAGAAGAAGGUUUUUGGUUUGAAUGGGAUAGGGAAAGGUUUGUUCUACAUUCCGAGUCAAGGCAAAUGGGAAAUAGGGAAUCGGGCAAAGAGUGGAGCUAAAAGGGGUUGGCAUGUGAUAGGGAAUGUAAUCUACACUAGUGCAACGCGUGGGAGAAUAAUGUGGUGUGAGGCAAGUGAACUGGAGCGGCGCCAACCGGGGGGGAUGGAGUGGAGAGAGGUGAUGGGCUUGGAGCAUCUAAGGCGCACCCUCCAUGGCUCCAAACUGGUCAGCUUUGGUUGUGGAAUGUUGGAUAAGUGGGAGUAUUACCUAAGUGAUAUGUUUUGUAAAGGUCCGACAUGUCUCACAUCAGAGAUCGACUAUGUAUAUCCAGGCCACAAACUGAGCAACCUUGGUCCCAACCUGUUACUCUACUGGGACGUGCUUGGUCCUCGGAAAUUGGAGAUUUUCUGUGCCGAGAUCUCUCUACACAGGCGCAAGGACACAGGCCAGAUUUGGGGCAGCGUUUUGUGGUACGACGCUGUCAUGACGGUCCAUCGCAAGACAAAUAGAUUUGACAUUCCUCUGAAACUAGCAAUCUCAGUGGCUCUUCCUGCAUUGUUUGGGAUAUGGUUAGGUCUGAGUAUAGCAAUUAGCGUUCUUGUUGGUGUUGGCUAUGGAUUCUUCACUCCUUGGAUCUCUGCUUUUGAAGCAUUCAGACAAGACACUGGAUCCAACAAGUUCUUCCACUGUCUUGUGGAUGGAACUUGGGGAACUAUCAAAGGAAGUUGUACUGUGGUUACAGAUUUCGCAGAUCUUUGUUACCAUAUCCUCUCUACUUUAAAGGAGUUGCGUGAAUCCUCGGCCUCAGAUGAGCUUCAAACUCUUAGGUUGAUUCAUGUUCUUGGAUGCAUAAUUGUAGGGAUUAUAGGAUUAUUCAUCGAUAUCCCUCUCUUCACUGCAAUUGCCGUUAUUAAAAGCCCUUACCUUCUCUUCAAAGCAUGGUACCGUCUAGCUCAAGACGCCAUUAACAGAGAAGGACCAUUCCUUGAAAUAGCUUGCAUCCCAGUUACUGGUUUGACAAUACUGUUUUGGCCUAUUAUCGUCAUUGGAUUUGUUCUGAUGACCAUCUUCUCCAGCAUCUUCAUCGGGUUGUAUGGAGCAGUUGCUGUAUUUCAGGAAAGGUCAUUUACAAGAGGAGUGUCUUAUGUGAUUGCAGUAGUUGGGGAAUUUGAUGAGUACACAAAUGAUUGGCUUUACCUUAGAGAAGGAACUAUCUUCCCAAAGUAUGUCUCUUUUUCAACAUUUCAUCCUUCAGAUAUGAGCAGAGACAACAGUUCCGGUUCUGUAGAAGCUCCAGCGAUGCUAGUACCGAGCCUAGUUCACUCUGUAUCGGUUAGAGAGGCGAUAAAAGAAGUGAGAAUGGUUCAGGUAUAUGUCAAAAGCUGCAAUCCUAGUUCCGUAUCUCACAAAAUGAUGGGAAUGGUAAGGAGCGUAUCUAAGCUUCCGACGUAUAGGAGAAGGUUCAGGAAAGUGGUUAAGGCUCUAAUAACGUAUUGGUUAGAGAAACAAGGCUUGAAUCGAACCGGUUCCAUGAGUUUCGGAGAUUUCAUUGAAGACGUCUAA